ACCUCACACCACCCGCAAAAUCCUAGUGCAGCCCGGCUUAACCUCUGACUUCGACUUCGUCAACACCUCGCCCGUCUUGCUCUCCCCUCACCCACCCCCAAUUCGCCCACCUCCACCACCACCUUCCUCUCACCAUGUCGCCAAUCUCCGUCUUCCGUGUCGCAACUCGCGCCGUCCGUCCCUCCGGCUUCAUCAGAGCCGCUCAAUUGCCCCGGGCCCGCGUGCAGUUCCCCAUCGCUCAGGCUAUCAGCCGCCCCAGCUUCAGCACCUCCGCUCAGCGCUACUCUGGCCACCACGAGGACGAGACCUUCGAGGAGUUCUCUGACAGAUUCGAGAAGGAAUUCGACGGUGUCCAGGAUGUCUUCGAGCUCCAGCGCAACCUGAACAACUGCUUCGCCUACGAUCUCGUCCCCUCCGUUGAGGUCCUCACCGCCGCUCUCAAGGCUGCCCGUCGUGUCAACGACUUCCCCACUGCCGUCCGUGUCUUCGAGGGCAUCAAGGCCAAGGCCGAGACCAAGGAACAGUACAAGCAAUACCUCGAGGCUCUUGAGUCGCUCCGCCUGGAGCUGGGUGUUCCUCUCCGUGAGGAGCUCUACCCCGAGGAGCAGUAGACGCAGAACCUAAACCCUCUGUGUCCGGAGUUCACCCGUCUCGUCUCGUCGUUUUAUCUUUUUUAUGUUGUCAGUCAGUUAAAGAUAAGGAACGCUGUAUAC
Messenger RNA from Aspergillus aculeatinus CBS 121060, 713 nucleotides. Its product is annotated as cytochrome c oxidase subunit VI. Gene Ontology annotation, biological process: mitochondrial electron transport, cytochrome c to oxygen. The record is from RefSeq and is a predicted model, not a curated record. NCBI's taxonomy places the organism in Eukaryota, Fungi, Ascomycota, Eurotiomycetes, Eurotiales, Aspergillaceae. Gene Ontology annotation, cellular component: mitochondrial inner membrane. The transcript has 4 exons. Bases 135 to 611 code for a protein of 158 amino acids.